Cavia porcellus (domestic guinea pig) is the source of this 6105-nucleotide messenger RNA. RefSeq names its product MOB kinase activator 3B (gene Mob3b). The transcript has 4 exons. Gene Ontology annotation, cellular component: cytoplasm. Bases 401 to 1051 code for a protein of 216 amino acids. Lineage: Eukaryota; Metazoa; Chordata; Mammalia; Rodentia; Caviidae. The record is from RefSeq and is a predicted model, not a curated record.
CCCGCGCGCUGGCCGAGCCGGGCGGGCUGCGCAGCGCUACGCGCUGGGUGCCUGUGGGGGCUGCUUAGCGGCGGCCGCUGCUGUAGCUGGAGCCCCGCACGUGGCCCCGCCAGCGCUGCCCUUCCUGCUGGGGCUUCCACAGCUCCUCUCGCGCGGCUGCCGCUGACCCGGCGCAGGGAGACGACGGGGCCCUGGGCUGAAGGAAGGAACAUGAAGUUCCCUUGGAAGUCAUUCAGUAGGAAGGUGGAUGGGCCUGUUUAAGAGAGAGUGAAAGCUGCAGGCCGCAAGCCUGGGGCCUGAGGGCUGGAAGUGGAAAACCCUGUUGGGCUGUGAUCUCUCGCUGAAAACUUCCAAGUGCCUUUUUGCUUCCUGUAAAGGAAAGGAAGAGAAGGAGAAGACCAUGUCCAUAGCCCUGAAACAGGUGUUCAACAAGGACAAGACCUUUCGGCCCAAGAGGAAAUUUGAACCUGGCACACAGAGGUUUGAGUUGCACAAACGGGCUCAGGCAUCCCUUAACUCAGGAGUGGACCUGAAGGCUGCUGUGCAGCUGCCCAGUGGGGAGGACCAGAAUGACUGGGUGGCAGUGCACGUGGUGGACUUCUUCAAUCGGAUCAACCUCAUCUACGGCACCAUCUGUGAGUUCUGCACUGAGCGGACCUGCCCUGUGAUGUCGGGGGGCCCCAAAUAUGAGUAUCGGUGGCAGGAUGACCUCAAGUAUAAGAAACCAACAGCACUGCCAGCUCCCCAGUACAUGAACCUUCUCAUGGAUUGGAUUGAGGUCCAGAUCAAUAAUGAGGAAAUAUUUCCAACAUGUGUGGGUGUUCCCUUCCCGAAGAACUUCCUUCAGAUCUGCAAGAAGAUCCUCUGCCGCCUUUUUCGGGUCUUCGUCCACGUGUACAUUCACCACUUCGACCGAGUCAUCGUGAUGGGUGCAGAAGCCCACGUCAACACCUGCUACAAACACUUCUAUUACUUCGUCACAGAGAUGAACCUCAUAGACCGGAAGGAACUAGAGCCCUUGAAAGAGAUGACGAGCAGGAUGUGUCACUGACACUCCAUCUCAUCCCGCAGAAGAAAGCAAAGCCUCCUGGAGUCCCAUGUGGACAGUGGGUGGACUUCUGGCUGAGAGGUCUCGGCGAGAGAGCUGAAGGCAGGCGGGGACUCCUGAGACCUUUCCCACUCACGUCACAUGCUCUUACCCUCAGAGUGCUGCUAGCCUAGACCUGCGGACCAAGCAGACCACAGCGUGCAGAAGGACAGGCUCAACCCCGCCACCUCGGACUUGCCCAGCCGAGGGCUCAGCACUUCCUUGCAGGUCACAGUUCUACCUGUGACCUGCCGCCUAAGCUUUACUGGAAUUCAGGUUUUGAGACUGAGAUGUUUAUUUGUACCUUUCUACUUCUCUGUCUUGUUAGCUGGCCAGCUUUUCUGUCAUUUGUUUCCCAAGGCAGAAUGAAUUUUGGGACUUUGGACCCACAGCAAGUGUUUCCGUAGCAAGUCUUCUUCUCGAUCUGUGAAGUCCUUCUCUGAUCCCGUGGUUUAGUAUUGCACAGAGCCGUGGCACUGUGAGAGAUCUGAAACCAGAUCUGGUAGCCUUGUGCCGUUUCCCUAAGGAGCUGUUUUCUUGGGGACCACGCCACAGGCUAGCUUGUCUCUGCCUCAAAUGGUUGUCACAUUCUACCUAUAGUAAAGAGCCUGGCAGUUAGCAGAAAGCUAACAAAUUACCAGCUUGUCCAGAUCAGAAUGUAUUUUUUUAUAAUAACCAUCAUCCCUUGACUCCCCAGUCCACAUUCCUUCCUAUUUCCAGAAGAGAAAAGUGAAAGAAAGUUACAAAUGACUAAGAGUGACCAGUGUGUGAGCCCUGAGCCAGAUUAGUGCAGUGUUUGUUCUUUACUCACAGGCAGGAAGCCGUGGCUGUCUCUGUGGAAUAUUAGUAUUUCAGUGAUAAAAGAAGACAGUUGGGUAUUCAGUGUGAGCAGAUUAAAUCCUCGGUCCUAACAGUCACUCCUCCACUGUCACAUUGUAUCAUGGCUCACAGUUAAUUCUGCCCUUGUGAUUGUGCCGCAGAGGCGACAGUGGAGCCAGAGCUUACUGCCCUGUGCCAGCCGUUCCAAUGCUCCCUUCCAUUGGACGGAAAGAUGCAUUCUCUUCUACAUUCUGACUUUGGAAACCUGAGUGUGGUUAAUGAAAUGUUGCAUUCGCUGAUUCAUCAUAAAAUUUUGUUCCUGACGGUCCAGCCUAUGACUAGCGGGUAAUAAUACUUCAAUGACAUGUGAGUUUAACAAAGUACCAGUUGGUGGAGAGAAGUAGACAAGAAUGUAUUAGUGCAUUUUAAUGUAGUAACAGUUAAAAGAUAACUGAACAACUCUGAAUUUACUUUACAUAAUACAUUCAAGGCACUUGUGGCUGCCUUGAAAGUCUAGUAAUCAUGAAUCCUUUGUGCAAACUAAAAAAGGUUGACUAUUUAGAGACAGUAGCAUUCUAUGUUGACCUAACCGUGCAGAUCAACUCUUCCUUUAUAUCUCAUACAAGUUGCCUAAUCAAAGCCAGAUGUUGCUACCUCUCUCCAUCUGCUCCAGUCAACAAUAAAACAUUUUCCUUGCUAACUUUUAGAAGUCAAGAUCAGCAAAGAUUUUUUCAGCAUCACUUUUGGCUGUAAGAAUAUCUGAUUGUCCUAGGUUCCAGAAAAACAAGGGCCCCUCACUUGCGAGCUACACAAUGAUACAAUACCACAGGGGAAGGCAGCGUGGUGGCACAGAGAAAUGACAGCUUGGAGCUCAUUGUCUCAGAGAUUUUUUUUAAGCUUUGUACCCUGGAAAACAACAGAUUUUUGCAUUUAAGAAGUUAAAUAUGUUUCUUACAUUUCAGUGAUCUUAAUCAAGUGGGAGGUUAGACUCUGAAGACAUUUAUUGUUAAUUUUUAAUGUCAUUUUAGUGGUUUGUAUGAAAUCUCCACUCGACUUAAGAAUUAAAAUGUUUAUAAAUUUUUAGAACAAUUUCUUCCUGGUUAUAUUGAUAAUUGUACUAAUCAACUCUUCUAGAGUAACGUCUGGCAGAUACUCAUGUUCUUUAAUUACAGGAUGUUCCUAUUACAGCAGAACUUUGUUUGGCAAAUUCUGUUGAAAAUCUUCACAGGCAAUUUCUGUCUUUGGCCUGACUUCAUCUUCCAUGCAUCUCCUACUGAAAUGGAGGAUCUGAGCUCUUCCACUGGGCCUCUUUGGCCCACUGGGCACAGGAUGGCCACUCUGCUUCUCCUUCCUAACUGCACCCCUCCACGCCACCUUUUUCCAAUAUUUUCAGAAAUUUCAAAGUGGAAAUUUCAAUACUGAAAGAUUACAAGAGCACCCUUAAAUUCAUCAAUUGUUAAUGUCUUCCCCAUUUUUAUUUCUUACUAUACAUAUUCCUAUUGCUGAACCAUUUAAAAAUAAACUGUAGUAAUCAAGACACCGUAAAGUACUUAUGUUCCUCCUUACUAGUAAGAACUUUGUCCAAUCCACUUUCUUUUUUUUUUGUCUUUUUCCUUUUUAUCAGUACCAGGGAUCGAAGUCCAAUCCACUUUCAGUGACAUUAUCUCCUCCAAGAAACUGAGCAAAAACAUGACAUACUUAGUAUACAAGCCAUGGUCAAAAGUCUCCAGUUGCUAUCUAUUCUUUAUAGUCUGUUUCUUUUUGAAUCUAGGAUUCAGUCAAGAAUCACACACGCAUUAACUUGCCUUUGUCUUUAGUUUUCUUUAAUGGACUGGAGUUCCCCCUUUGGUGUGUGUGCUUGUGUGGUGAUAGAUGUUUGUGGAGGGCUUUAGGGUGUGUGUGUGUGUGUGUGUGUGUGUGUAUGUGAUGUGGUAUGUCUUUCAUGACACUGACAUUAAAGAGUUCAGGUUGGUUUGUUUGUAGACUAUCCCACAAUUUGGAGUCUUUGUGUUUGUUUUGUUUUUCUGAUUGUUUCUCAUUAUGUGAUUUAGGUUAGACUUUUUUUGGAAAGAGUAGUUCAUCUGUUUCCUUCCUAUCAUAUCUAAAGGUCUCUUCACAAUAUCCAGAUUGAUCAGUGUGCUCAGGCGUCGUGUCCCUGAUCCAGUCGUUAUUAUAGAGUUCCAUCAUUUACUAAGUUCUGAAGAGCUGCACACAUACAUUCUAGAGAGUGGAGUCUAUACGUGUAUGAGUCCACUUCUUAGUAUUAUCAAAGGUCCACGAUAAAGAUCAUAUCCACUACAGCUGGAUAGAUAGCAGUGCCCAAGACUCACCUUUUCACUAAUGAAAGGACAGGGAAGCAGGAGGAGCUUCCAGGUGCAGACAGCACACAAGUAUCUUGGAUAAUGAGAACUUCCAUGGUCAAGCAGCUUUGAUUCUCCCGGUGACUUCCCACUCAGAUCCAUGGUAUAAUCACAGAGAACAUGUGUUCUUGUGGAGGGUGUCCUUGUUAAGGACUCCAGUGAACUGUAGUCCUCCAAGGACCACAGCACUUAUUUAUGCUGAAUUAUGUAUGAAGUGUUUAUCUGGCAUCUUUGUAGGGAAUGGCAGAGGAGUUGGGGAAGAUGGCUAGGGAUAAAGCGUCUAACAAAGCUCCUCAGUGGAAAAAUAAUAGGCAAAGAAAGACUAAGCUAGAGUCAUUUUCUGCAUUUUAAGUUGUUAAUAGUCUCUUGUUGGAGUUUUCUCAUUCCUAAGGGCCCAGAGUCUCAGAGCCAGAAUAAAUGGAAGAAACUGGCAGAUUUCUUAAUCUCUCCCUUCCGCCUCCCAAACCGGGUAACAUUUUGGGUGCGAACUUGUUUUCCUCUCACCUGCUUCAGGCAUACAACUCCUACUGCAGCCCUGGCAGAACCCCCAAAGCUUUACAGUGUCUGAAUCCCUGGUCAACGGGAGCUGAAUUUUCUGUAACUUUCACCACCUUUUCUAGUGUCCCACCUUUGAAAAGGUCCAAUGACUAUAUGGGAUAAAUAAAAAUUUAAUAAGAACUUUUUUUGCACACCCCUUAAAUAUUUGAAAAUACCACCAGUGGCCUUUAGCUUUCCUUCUGUUGGAGCCCCCCACGUACCCCCACAGUGUCCCUGGGAAGUCUCUGUCUGGUUGUUAACUGUUCCUGUGGUCAACUAGGAAGCUUCCCAGAUUCCCCAGUGUCUACACUUCAGAUGUCACCCACCAUGAGCCUGCUCGGAAACUGUUCCCUGCUUCUUCAAAGCCAUUUAUGUCUUUGUGAAGUACUGACUUGCUAUUUAGACACCUGAAAACAUUUUUUUCUAUUUUAAGUUCCACACAGAAUUCUUAACUUUUAUAUUCCACCAUUUUGGCUUCCCUUUUUGGCUAGUCUUUCCUCCCUCUUUUAACAUACCUCCUUGGAUGAGCCUAUUCCGAGUUCGGUGACAGUGUUUGUUUUUAACCAUCUCUUUGAGAAAACGUUAAGGAAUGUAAGCAGAGGCCCUCCUAGCUUGUUGCGAUUUAUGCUGGUCAUCAUUCUGACCAUCGGUGGAAGCACCUUCCUUUGUGUGGUCUCUAACCUGGUGUUCCUUUCUCACCUCAUGGGUAUCACAACUGUGAGAAAAAGAAACUUUGUAAGAAAAAUAUGCCUGUGUCUUCAAGAAAUGAGCACCAGGUCCUAAAAGGAAAUAGAGCAUCAUUAGGAUAAUGCUGUUGUCAUUCUUGCUCCGCUCAUUUUGGUCUUUGAAGAAACUGAUGAUUCUCUUCUAGAAUGAGCCAAACAAAGUAUGUUUUGCAAGUAAUGAUCAUUCUCCUGCUUUAAAUAUAUAUCAACAGAAAACCUUUGUAACAGGCUAUUUUCCUCUGGACGGGUUUUAAUUCCGAGUAAGAAUUUUCAAUGAAUAUGUAAGAAUUUGUAUAACAUAGAGGGGAGAGCCCAUUUCUAAUGAAACAGGUAAGCUAUUUUACUAGCCUCUAGUAUUCCGAUUUCAAAGUUUUCCUGUAUCGUUUUUACAUAUGUUUGAAAAAAUUUUGACUAUGUUUUUAGUUCCAUUUGUGAUUAAAUUAAGAAUUUGAAUAUAAAACAGACUAACACAAUUAAAUCAAUUAGUAAAGUAAGAGAAAAUUAAAAGGUAUUUAUGAAAUCAGUUCUUUGUGAGCUUAGAAUUCAAAUGUCACAAAUAAAAGACAUGUAACUAUCA